CGGAGCUUAGACGCGCGGACUCCCAGCGAUGUUCCAUUUCUGCGGAUACUAGUGCUUUGCUGGAAGAACUUUAUUUGAACUGCGAACAUUUUCGGUCAACCAUACUGACUCUCCCUUGCCUUGAGUCCAUCCCCACCUCCGGGUCUGUUUAUUGUGGCUUUAAUCCCAGCGCUGCCUCCCUGGGGGGGGCGCACACCCGGAGCCGUCCAACAGACGGGAGGCGGCUGCCAGAGCUGCAAGCGAUCCCGGGUCCGGAGCCCGCUGAUGGGGCCCGGAGCGCACGAGAUGCAGGCUUUUAACAUCACUCCGGAGCAGUUCUCGCUGCUGCUGCAGCUCCACAACCUGACGCGGGAGCAGUUCAUCGCCCGCUACCGGCUGCGGCCGCUGGUCCACACCCCGGAGCUGCCCGCACGCGCCAAGCUGGCCUUCCUGCUGGCCGGAGUGCUCAUCUUCGCCCUGGCACUCUUCGGCAACGCACUGGUCAUCUACGUGGUGACCCGCAGCAAGGCCAUGCGCACGGCCACCAACAUCUUCAUCUGCUCCUUGGCACUCAGCGACCUGCUCAUCGUCUUCUUCUGCAUCCCGGUCACCAUGCUCCAGAAUGUCUCAGACAACUGGCUCGGGGGUGCCUUCAUUUGCAAGAUGGUGCCGUUUGCCCAGUGUACUGCUAUUGUGACAGAAAUCCUCACCAUGACGUGCAUUGCUGUAGAAAGGCACCAGGGACUUGUUAAUCCUUUUAAAAUGAAGUGGCAGUACACCAACCAGAGGGCAUUCACAGUGCUAGGUGUGGUCUGGCUGGUGGCAGUCAUCAUAGGAUCACCCAUGUGGCACGUCCAACGGCUUGAGAUUAAGUAUGACUUCCUAUAUGAAAAAGAACAUAUCUGCUGCUUGGAAGAGUGGACCAGCCCAAUGCACCAGAAAAUCUACACCACCUUCAUCCUUGUCAUCCUCUUCCUCCUCCCUCUGCUGGUGAUGCUUGUCCUUUAUGGUAGAAUCGGUUAUGAACUUUGGAUCAAGAAAAGAGUGGGAGAUGGUUCAGUGCUUCGGACCAUACACGGAAAAGAAAUGUCCAAAAUAGCCAGGAAGAAGAAACGAGCCGUCAUUAUGAUGAUGACAGUGGUGGCUCUCUUUGCUGUGUGCUGGGCACCUUUCCACAUCGUGCAUAUGAUGACAGAAUACAGUAACUUUGAAAAGGAUUAUGAUGAUGUCACAAUCAAGAUGAUUUUUGCCAUAGUGCAAAUAAUUGGAUUUUUCAACUCCAUUUGUAAUCCCAUUGUCUAUGCCUUUAUGAAUGAAAAUUUCAAAAAAAAUUUUCUGUCUGCAGUUUGUUACUGCAUAGUAAAAGAAACCUUCUCUCCAGCAUGGAGGCAUGGAAAUUCAGGAAUUACAAUGUUGCAGAAGAAAGCAAGGUCAUGUGGAGGACAGAACCCUGUAGAGAAGUCCAGAGAAGCAUUCAGUGAUGGCAAUAUUGACAUCAAAUUGUGUGAGCAGCCAGAGAAGAAAUCUCAAGCAACAUCUCAUCCUCUUUAAUUCCGGGUUUUCUGAGAAUCCUGCUAUAGGCAGUGGACCUUGAAUAUAACAAUGUCUUCAUAAUCAAUGCCAUUCACAUUGUAAUAUAAAAAUAUUUGGAGCAAAAUUCUAAGAUGUUUGCUUUUGAAAAUGAUGGCAA
This is a messenger RNA of Jaculus jaculus (lesser Egyptian jerboa), 1669 nucleotides long. RefSeq names its product pyroglutamylated RFamide peptide receptor (gene Qrfpr). Gene Ontology annotation, molecular function: neuropeptide Y receptor activity; peptide binding. Gene Ontology annotation, biological process: G protein-coupled receptor signaling pathway. Gene Ontology annotation, cellular component: membrane. The record is from RefSeq and is a predicted model, not a curated record. NCBI's taxonomy places the organism in Eukaryota, Metazoa, Chordata, Mammalia, Rodentia, Dipodidae. The transcript has 6 exons. The coding region runs from base 265 to 1530 and encodes 421 amino acids.